AAGGCUGUCAGUCUUCGAUAGUAUCUUGUCGAUGAUCGAGGAGGCGCAACGAGAAACGGUCGCAAACGGUUCGGAAAUCGUUUUGCUCGAAACCGCCGUGUGUUUUGGCGCCAAAUCGUUCGGCCGUCAGGAAUUGAUGUGAAAGUCUUGGACCGGUUGAUCCGGUUGAUCUAAUCGCGCACGUCGACACCAGGUCAGUUCCUCGUCGGAGCCGAAAAGACGUCGCUCGGAAGCUUCGCCGGUGCGCACUUGGUUCUCCCGUUGAUUUCCCCCGGAAAAAUGGAGGACUCGACGACGGCGCGUCUCAAGAAGCUCGUGGCGGACAGCAACGAGGCCCUGGAGCUCAGAUUAAUCCGCAACCUCGACGACCUGCACUCGGAAGAGGCUGUCUUCAAGCCGGAGAUGACUUAUCAGGUGUUCGGAGACAGGGAGAUAAUAUUUGGUUAUCUGGACUUGAAAAUACAGCUGUUCUACUCGGCAGGUUGCUUGGAAACGUAUCUGGGUAUAGAGUAUACGGAGAAGGUAAACGCGAAGCACGAGGGAGUCGAGGCCGACGAGGUGCUGUCAAAGAUCGCGCCGAAGCUCGCACCUGAGUUUCACUGUAGCUUGGCCACCUUCACCAAGGCACUCGCCAAGGACGAUACGUUCACACCGUACGGAGAAUUGAUACACUCUUUCCUGCUGGACGACGAGGGCACGACGAGACAGUUUGUGGUCUACAAGGCGGACAUGAGUUACAAGGGAUUCCGGGAGUAUCAUCAGAGGAUCCAAACGUUUCUUCUUUGGUACAUAGACGCGGCUCUUUUCAUCGACCUCGACGACGAGCAGUGGCAGUAUUUUAAUUUAUUCGAAAAAUAUACCACGCCUACUGGUAGCACUCGAUACAUGACGAUUGGUUUCGCCACUGUGUAUCGAUAUUACGCCUAUCCGCAGCACAUUCGGCCGCGCAUCGCCCAAUUCCUAAUUUUGCCACCAUUUCGAAGGAUAGGUCUUGGCAAACACUUGUUGCAAGCGAUUUAUCGCGAGUACAUUGGAAGGCGUGAAGUUAAGGAUAUGACAGUGGAAAGUCCGUCCGAGGUAUUCCAACGGCUACGAAACUACGUUGACGCCUUGAACUGCAGCACACUGCCCAGUUUUGCGCCAAAGCGUUUAAAGCAGGGUUUCGACAAUGAAAUGGUCGUUGAGGCUAGGAACAAAUUCAAGAUAAACAAGAAACAGGCCCGCGUGGUGUACGAGAUCCUGCGAUUGCUGGCGACGAAUGUCGCGAAUCCGGAAGAAUAUCGGGCGUACAGAAUAGACGUGAAGAAAAGACUGAAUAUACCGUUUAAGAGAAAACAGAAUGAGGAGCUGAAAAUAGAGCGCGCGUUGAAGAAUUCCACGGACAAGAGCACGUACACGAACGGUAACGGUCUGCCGUCUGACGAGCAGCGCAAGGAGAUACUAGAAAAGGAAUACCGGAUCCUGGAGGAGGAAUACAAGGUGGUCAUCAAGCGAUUGGAGUACGAUUCCGAACUGUAAAAUGUGCUAAUUGAGAAUACGAUGAGGAAAUUUUUUAAGCCGUGAAGACUAAAUAUGUCGAUAAUUUUCACCAUUUUAUAUUUGUGUACAGAUGUCUCUUCUUCAUUAAAUUUAUCUUGCUUUUCUA
Vollenhovia emeryi is the source of this 1645-nucleotide messenger RNA. It is a transcript of the gene Hat1, whose product is annotated as histone acetyltransferase type B catalytic subunit. Gene Ontology annotation, molecular function: histone binding; histone H4 acetyltransferase activity. The coding region runs from base 280 to 1518 and encodes 412 amino acids. Gene Ontology annotation, biological process: subtelomeric heterochromatin formation. Gene Ontology annotation, cellular component: nucleus. Lineage: Eukaryota; Metazoa; Arthropoda; Insecta; Hymenoptera; Formicidae. The record is from RefSeq and is a predicted model, not a curated record. The transcript has 7 exons.